CCUGUCCCGCUGCGCUGCACGGCUCCUGCAAACUCGCCCCAAGCAGAGGAACUUUCUGCAGACAGGCUUCUUCAUCCCCCCUCUGCUUCCCCUCCUGCCAAAUAAGGUCUGGGGGCUUUGCUUCAACUCUAAAAACUGAUGAUUGCCCUUAGGAAGAGAAGCUCAUGCUCCUCUCAGCUGUUCCCUGCUCUCUGUGCCCUCGGGCUGGCCAUGCUGGGGGGUCUGUCCUGGGCUGUCCCCAUGGACGAACAGGAUUAUUAUCUGCAAGAGAUUAGCAACAGGGAUCACUAUUACUCCUUUCCAUACCCUGGUGAAGAGUAUUUUUCUUUCACGGAGCAACCCGGAGAGGAAGGAACUAUCCGUGCUUCAGAGCCAGAGGAACACCCAGGGUUCAAACCGAGCAGGAAAGAGUUAAAACCGAAGAAAAGCAGCAAAAAAGGAAAAGCCAUUCUUGAACCUCCACCAGAUUGUCCUCCACUUGGUCUAGAGACACUAAAAAUUACUGACUUCCAGCUCCAUGCCUCUACAGCAAAGCGAUACGGCCUCGGGGCCCACAGAGGAAGGCUUAAUAUUCAGGCAGGUGUUAACGAAAAUGAUUUUUAUGAUGGUGCUUGGUGUGCAGGAAGAAAUGAUCCAUUUCAGUGGAUUGAAGUAGAUGCUCGAAGGCUAACAAAAUUCACUGGAGUCAUCACACAAGGAAGAAAUUCUCUCUGGUCGAGUAACUGGGUGACCUCCUUCAGAGUAUUGGUGAGCAAUGACAGCCAUGCAUGGACUGCUGUCAGAAAUGAAUCUGGAGAUGUGAUCUUUGAGGGAAACAGUGAGAAGGAGAUCCCUGUUCUCAAUAUGCUGCCUGUGCCACUGGUUGCACGCUACAUCCGCAUAAACCCUCGGUCCUGGUAUGAAGAAGGCAGCAUCUGUAUGAGGCUGGAAAUCUUAGGGUGUCCUUUACCAGACCCAAAUAAUUAUUACCACAGAAGAAAUGAGAUGACAACUACCGAUAAUCUCGACUUUAAGCAUCAUAACUACAAAGAGAUGAGGCAGUUGAUGAAAACUGUGAAUAAAAUGUGCCCAAACAUCACAAGAAUUUACAACAUUGGAAAAAGCCACCAAGGACUAAAACUGUACGCUGUUGAGAUUUCCGACAACCCAGGAGAACAUGAAGUUGGUGAACCGGAAUUUCGGUACAUUGCAGGAGCUCAUGGGAAUGAAGUGCUUGGACGUGAGCUGAUCCUUUUGUUAAUGCAGUUCAUGUGUCAGGAAUACCUCGCUGGGAACCCGCGCAUUGUGCAUCUCAUCGAGGAUACCAGGAUCCACCUUCUUCCCUCAGUUAACCCAGAUGGAUAUGACAAGGCAUACAAGGCGGGCUCAGAAUUAGGGGGCUGGUCUUUAGGUCGAUGGACUCAGGAUGGCAUUGACAUCAACAAUAAUUUCCCAGAUUUAAACUCUUUGCUCUGGGAGUCUGAAGAUCAGAAGAAGAGCAAAAGGAAAGUUCCAAAUCAUCACAUCCCCAUUCCUGACUGGUACCUAUCUGAAAAUGCCACCGUGGCGGUGGAGACGCGAGCAAUCAUUGCAUGGAUGGAAAAAAUUCCUUUUGUGCUGGGGGGCAAUCUGCAGGGAGGAGAGCUGGUGGUGGCUUACCCCUACGACAUGGUGAGGUCCCUGUGGAAAACACAGGACUACACACCCACACCAGAUGACCACGUCUUUCGCUGGCUCGCCUACUCCUACGCCUCCACGCACCGGCUGAUGACAGACGCGAGGAGGAGAGCGUGUCACACAGAGGACUUCCAGAAGGAGGACGGCACAGUUAAUGGCGCCUCGUGGCACACAGUGGCUGGAAGCAUAAAUGACUUCAGCUAUCUGCACACCAACUGCUUUGAGCUGUCCAUCUAUGUGGGCUGUGACAAGUAUCCCCACGAGAGCGAGUUGCCUGAGGAGUGGGAAAACAACCGGGAGUCCCUCAUCGUUUUCAUGGAGCAGGUCCAUCGGGGCAUCAAGGGCAUAGUGAAAGACAUACAUGGAAGGGGGAUCCCAAAUGCCAUUAUUUCAGUAGAAGGUGUUAACCAUGACAUUCGCACAGGAGCUGAUGGAGACUACUGGCGCCUUCUCAACCCAGGGGAAUACAUGGUCAGUGUGAAAGCAGAAGGCUACACCACUGCCACCAAGAACUGCGAGGUGGGCUAUGACAUGGGAGCUACCCGCUGCGACUUCACCAUCUCCAAAACCAACCUGGCAAGGAUCAAGGAAAUCAUGAGGAAAUUUGGGAAGCAGCCCAUCAGCCUGUCCCUGCGGCGGCUCCGGCAGCGGGCUCGGCAAUGGAGGCAGCGCAGAUAGAGCCCAGUUCUGCCAACAUCAGCCCAGCUGUAGCACUAGUGAGAGUUGCAUAGCCCAACCCUUCCUACGCAUUUCCCUAUCUGAGGCUUUUCUGCUAGUGGAGCUGGAUGUGGGUUUGUCAGUGUGGCAAAAAACUGGAAGCAAAGAUUGGUUCAAGCUGAAGUGAAAUAAGCCCUGGUGUUUGUGGGGGGAGGGAGGUGGGAAGAAUGGAAAGAUGUUUUGAGUUAAAAUGAAAUGUUUGGGGUGGUUUUUCUGUUGUGUUUUUUUUUUUGUUUUUGUUCUUGUUUUUUUGCCUGUGGAUUAUUUAAUCCUAUGUAAAUCUGUUUUCUUUAAAAAUAGCAAAGGAAGAAAAAAAAGAUACUUGUAAAUGAGAAAUACUUUUGACUGAAAAAAAAAAAAGAUGUUUCUAAAGUAUAAAAUUGAUAUAUUUUUGCAAUUCAAAAAAGUUAUGACGAUCUUUAAAUUUUCUUCUCAUAUGGGAGAAAAGCUGAGAGGGCACUGCUUUUGCUGAACAUCAUUAAAACGUGUCCAAAUUUUGGUCUCCAUUUCCUUGUAAAUCCACAUUUUGACAAGCAUGGUAAUCUCUGGGGGAAAAAAUAUCCUGAAGUGAAUAAACCAUCUCAGCUUUUCUGUUUUGGUAUUCAAGAAUGCCUGAUGACUCCAGAACUUAGUGCCCAGCGUUUUGUUUUCAAGGUUGUGUUUUUACUCUGAACUACACGUAACAAAAAGGGCGCUGGGUAAGGACUGCUGCAGCCACAGCACCUCCUCUCUGACACAGGAAAAAGACUUGAAAUGAAGCUUUCCUUGUGGACGCAGGCUUGGGCAUGGGCAAAAUCCACUGACAGCAUCUUUCUUCUUGAUUCUGGCCUGCCUAUAAGCACCUUUGUGCUCACACACACCUCACGUCGCUCUCUUCCACAACCUGGCAGGGACUCACCUUCCUCCACAUGGUCUGUUUGUUUUGCCACUACAGCUGCUGCUUUCCUGGCCUCGCCGCUCUGAGAGCUGGACUUGUGCUUUAUUAUUGGCUUUUAAGUAACAAAGUUGUACGGCAGAAUGGGUUCGAGGUUUGGGAAAGAUGCAGAUUGAAUCUGGGAAAGAAUGAACUAAAUAAACACUGGUCAAGCCAUCAGCUGGUAGAAAUCAACUUUGCUCUGUGAGAUUCAAAGUCGUGACCUUGGUUGUACCAAAAGAAGGGCCAGCUGUACCUUUUUAGCCAGCCAGAAGUCUGUGGAUAAAUAAACAUCUCUAGCAUGCAUGGUAGUGAGGCUGCAGUGUACGCUUCCACAUAGAGUUUUAUUUAGAGCCUUUUAAUUGCCGUUACAGUGCUUGCCUAUACUGAUGUGAUUCUUGGAAAAGAUGUUCACCCAACCCUUAUUCCAGACCAAGGAGGAAUAAACUGUGAGUAGAAAACUUACUGUAAGAAUAUUAUGUGCCAUCUGUACUACAUCUAUUUUUAUUUUCUCAGCAAAGAAUCUUGAAAACACAAAAGGCAAAAUAUGGCAGAGCGAAUAAUAUAAUCAAUAACCCUUCCAUAAUAAAUAGUCCUGUUCUUAAAUUUCUUAGAUAAUUCUAGCCUAUCCUUGUUCUGCAAAUACCAUUAAAUAACAGCAAUCUGUGUGACAAAGAGAGAACAAAGAAAACAGCAGAGUGCAGACAUAAUUCUCCUCAGCUGAAAUUAUGGAACUCCAGCUCCAUUGUCAGCACUGUUUAAACUAAAUCAGAGACUCAGACAAAUAAUCUAAUCACUACAUUACCAUUUUGAAUUGUAUUUUACAUUGCCAGUCUAUUUACCACCUUUGCAGCAUUCUGUAGUCCCUUCAUUUGUUUUGAACAGCAAUUGUAACGGCACAGUUGUCAGCAGCUCAGAUGUCAUUCUUUUCUUGGGCAGUGAUGAGAAAUAUGUUGAGGAAUAUUGGAGUAGUGACAGCAUAUCAGUACUCCAUCUAAUUUGGUUCAUUCAUUGGCAUGCAUAGGUUUUGCCAACACCGCAAUGCCAGGUUUUCUGUGUUAUGAUCUGAUGAAGGUCUUCAGGUUGGUUCUCUAUGGAGUCCUAUGAUGUCCCAGCCAUCUUGCUGGGGGUGGAGGUCUGAACAGUCAUACAGGGAGCAGAGCAGCCGCAUUUGAAUCACUGAUAGCUGGACUGAAGGUGGAAACCAGUAGAUGGGCAGUCGUAGAACUGGCAGGCCAGUUCUUUCUACUUUUAAGUAAUGUACUUUACAAACCCAAAGGUCCUCAUGCUCUGUUCUCAGGUGUGAGGUUAUCUCAACCACCAGGUAUUUUUAUUCAAGGAGCGGAUCUGAUGAGAAAUUCUUUGAUAUCUGUAAGCUAAAAGUGAAUGGCUCCUGAUUGCUAAGACCUCAGUACCGCCAGCUGCUGAAGAUGGUGGCCUUGGUGUUCUGUGCUGGAGGCAGCCAUGCUCACACAUACCCAGUGCAGCAGCACUAUGACUAAGGCAGAUGACCUCACCCUAUUAGGCCCAGGCUUUACUCAGUAAAUGGCCUAAAAGCCAUCGAGUGCACUCAUCAGUGCAAGUUUUUGUGGGUUUUUUUUUAAAUUUUCAGCACUUUUAGACCAAAUAUUCCAGUUCAAAAGGAGUAGCUUUAGAUGUGUGAACAUCUCAUGCUGAGACAGGGCGCUUAUGCCUGCCCUAAAUACAAUAAUACCAGAAUGAAACGUGCCCUAGUUAUUGCUGUAGUUACGCACUUGAGAACUAAAUGUUCACUUAAAGAAAAAUAUGUGGCACUGCUAUUUAAUCUCUAUGUAGAUCCAGCAACAAACCAAUAAAGGAAGUAUUUUACAGUUGUCUAUCUUCUCCAGGUCUUUAGAACAGCUAAUUUUUUUCUAAAUUCUUUGGUUUUUAUCUCCUUUACUUUUGUACAAAAAAAACCUGCGAUGCUGCAGAAACAACAGGAAAUAAAACUGGAGGAUAGAUACGCUCCUUUUAUAAUUACAGAUCCGUUUUAACAGACACUUGUUAUGAGGACUUUGCCAAGCUUCGAUCAUUCCUUUGAUCAUCUCCCCCUUAUCAAGGGGAAGAAAAUAUCUCUUCAAGUAAUAAGAAAUUCAACAUCACCCACGCAGUAAAGGUUGAACAAAUAAAAGAUUAAAACAGGACGUAUUCUGUUCUCCUUGAUAAUACCAGCCAUCAGUCAUCUGCUCCCAUACAGAGCCCCUGCAGUCACAAAAUGCAGCAUCAGCCCACUGCUUUGAGCAACUGUGUUGUGCCAUCCAGUUACUUAUUUGUUAAUCUCUAUAACAAUCAUUAUUUCUAUCACUCUAUGUCUGUUUUUCUCAUCCAUCUUAGUUACUACAAGUAAGCAAACCUCUGGAAGACAAAGCUCAUUAUCUGUAGAUCAGUUUGGGAAUGCUGAAGCCAAUAAUACUGUAUCUGCUAAAACUGUAUCUACUUACCCAUGUUGGGAUGGCUGUACUGAAUCGUGGUAAUCUGUAACUCAAAUUUAAUCAGAAAACUGUUAGGAUUGUCCAAUUGUGCCUUUGAGUGUGAGGUUGAACUCUGUGUGGACAAAACACGCUGAUGAAAAUGAACGCAAACAAAGUUAUAGAUGAUGCUGGGGAAGAAAUGCAAUUUUUCCUGGGUUGUUUUAUGCCUGCUGUAUGUUUUCCAUUUCUCUCACUUUCUUUCCCCUCCUUGAUCCAUGUAUAGUUGUUUUCCCUCUGACUUCAGCUCGUUAUUUUUCGCUCUACCUUCAGCUCAUAUUUUCAGUGAAUCUGGGACAUUUUACCAAAGUAUGGAUUUUAGCUGUCAGUAACAGAGUUACAUAGCCGGAUUUAUUUUCCUCUCAUCAUCCUGCAGUGGGUGCUUGACCUUUCUGAGAAACAACUGAACAAAGGGCGGUUAACUUGGAGUGGAGCACAAGUGGUUCCACACCAACACCUUUCCUUAAUUUAACCUUUAAGGUUGGCAUAUAAACGCCUGAGUUUGGAGGGAGAAGUGUCUCUCUAUUGUUUACUUUUGUAAUGGUCUCCACAUGAAUUCACCCACCAGCCAGGUGUGAAGAAGUAUACAAGCUAGUGCCAAUAGCAUAGGUUGGGGCAGCAGCAUCUCUUGUGGCUGUACAUUUUUGGGCUGGACAGGCACACCUCCAGCUGUUCAACAGCAGUGCAGAGAAGCCCUAUUUCUUAAUAAAAAAGAUAUGAUUCACAUCUUUCUCCUUUCUCACUCUUGCAUACGUGGAAAGGGGGAAGUGAUUUUUAUGGUUGAUUCCACCAGUAAUCGUAAGGGUCACUUUUCCAUAUGCUUAUCAUUCAGUCCUCUUCAGUAAUAGGUGUACCAGUCUUUAAUGCAAGUAAUGAUUGUUUUUAAGCUUCAGGUGAUUAACUUGUAGAUGGUGAAGAUCUUUAUUCCAGCGUUUCCUCAGUUUUCCAAGUUUAAAUCACAAGUGUAUGCAUAGACUAACAUGCUUAUUCAUCGUUAAUUUCUUUCUAAAGGUCAUUUAGCUUGAGAUGACAUUUUUGUCUUUCACUGUGACACUUUAAUAAGAUUUUUGAGCUGCAGAAUUUAUGGUCAGUGAAGCCAUCAUGGUGAAUGUGUCUGGAACAGCAAGUCACUAAAUAACCAUUCCCUGCCAUCCCUAUCUCUGUACAGUUUGUGUUGCCAGUUUACAUCUAGUUGGGACUUGCAAACUGAACAAGUUCAUAUUCAGAUUUCUAGGACAACUUGUUCAUGAGUUUUUGUGGUAGCUCCUCUGUCCUCUUAACCCAUGAAAUUAUGGAUUUUUUUCCUCCUCUGUGUGGAUUUGGAUUACUGCUUCACAUUACAUUUUUGAAUGGUGCACUCCCACUGACUCCAUUCUCCUUGCUCAUGAGGCAGCAAAAGGACAGGUUUAUGCUUGUUGUGAAUUUCAGAGGGGCUGUGCUCCUCAGAUGACUUUUGACAUAUCAUUUUAACUCACUGUUAGCUGAAAAGAACAUAUUUAUCAAUAAAUACACCAAGAACAGAACUUUAGAAUGCUAAUGAAAUGGUCAUAAAUAUGCUUGAUAUAUCUGUGUUUCCGUGCUAUUGCCUUUUUGGCCUCACAAGCUCCAUUAAUUACGUGACACAGAGGGCCAGGCUCAGAGAGGUUACAUCCAUCCUUGCCUUUCCUCUGCCUGAUGGUUUGCACAAGCUGGAUCAAACAGCAUCCCACACAGCUUUACACUCAGGCCACUUUGCUUGGCUCUCUACUAAAUGAUCCUCAGAGACCUUCCAAGCACUCACCUACCCACACCAGCCAGGCUCACACACAGUGCUCUCAAAGUAUGGCAGAAUACAGCAAAGGAGCAUCACACCUUUUUUUCCCAUUGCCUACAUCUUUAGCUUAAUUCUAUUCCAGGACAAGACAAUGAAUAUUUAGUGAGAUUAAGGUCAUAUAUAUACAUACAUUUAACGAAAAAGCCAGAGAGU
Messenger RNA from Lagopus muta (rock ptarmigan), 7741 nucleotides. It is a transcript of the gene CPXM2, whose product is annotated as carboxypeptidase X, M14 family member 2. The transcript has 13 exons. NCBI's taxonomy places the organism in Eukaryota, Metazoa, Chordata, Aves, Galliformes, Phasianidae. The record is from RefSeq and is a predicted model, not a curated record. Gene Ontology annotation, biological process: proteolysis. Gene Ontology annotation, molecular function: metallocarboxypeptidase activity; zinc ion binding. Bases 139 to 2334 code for a protein of 731 amino acids.